AUGACUACAGAUACACUCGAUAUGUCUACUUUCGUCCCAGGCACGACGCAUCUUGUCGAUCUCCAGGGAACAAUAAAUGCGCCACACGAGAAGCACAAAGACAUUGUGCUAGUUCCUGCUCCUUCUGAGGAUCCAGAAGACCCUCUGAAUUGGUCAUCCCGGAGAAAACUGUUGCACAUGUUCUGCAUCUUCAUUUACUGUCUUUUCGUCGGAAUGGCUUCUGCCGUUGUUUAUUCUGUUCUAGUCCCUCUUUCUGUGGACUCAGGUCUUUCGGUGGCGGAUCUCAACGCAGGGACUGGGUACAUGUUUUUGUUCUUCGGAUUGGGCUGUAUCGUCUUUCAGCCUCUUGCGCUCCAAUACGGCAAGAGACCGGUCUAUUUAUUCUCCAUGUUGGCUACGGUUGGGAUUCAAGUUUGGUCCGCCCAUGCAAAGACAAAUGGGGAGUGGAUUGCCAACAAGAUUUUGCAAGGUUUCGUCGGCUCACCAAUUGAGUCACUAUGUGAGAUCUCAGUGGCAGACCUGUAUUUCACGCAUGAGCGUGCAAAGUAUAUGGCUUGGUACGCAUUUUCGUUGUGCUCGAGCAACAUUCUUGCACCGAUGUUCGCAGGCUUUAUCUACAACGGGCAAGGCUAUAGAUGGGUUCUCUACUGGCCCGCCAUUGGUUGUGGCCUGGGGUUUCUGAUCUUGUUCUUUCUCAUGGAAGAGACAAAUUACGAUCGUAAAUUGAGCCCCGAUGCGACCGUACAUCAUCAGCCUAGCAUAAACUCCACCGGCACCGUCACCCCGGCCGAAGCUGCCGAACCAGAAACGAAGAUGAGCACUCCUACCACCAACGCAGACAUUCAAGAUGUGUCCCAAGUUGGGGUUGUGUACCGUCGAAAAACGUACGCGGACAAGUUGAAGAUCUUGGACAAGCCUCGGCCAAAUCUACUCCUGACCAUGGCCGUGCGGCCUUUCCUGUUCAUCUCGCUACCAGUCGUCACUUACUGUGGCUUUGGCUAUGGCGCCGCCAUCAUGUGGUCCAGCCUCGUGAACGGCACGGCGUCACUGAUCCUGUCAUACCCUCCAUACAACUUUCAGCCGUCCAUCGUGGGCUUGUUUUCCAUCGCAUCCUUGCUCGGAAUCGCUGUUGGGUAG
Molecule: messenger RNA, 1137 nt
Organism: Exophiala bonariae
Lineage: Eukaryota; Fungi; Ascomycota; Eurotiomycetes; Chaetothyriales; Herpotrichiellaceae
Exons: 6
Coding region: 1-1137 (378 amino acids)
Biological process (GO): transmembrane transport
Cellular component (GO): plasma membrane
Molecular function (GO): transmembrane transporter activity
Source: RefSeq, a predicted model, not a curated record